UAAAGAUAAAUAAAUAUGUAAUAAAUAUUGAAUACAUGGCCUUCAGAUGAGUUGGAGUUUGUGAUCAAAUUUGGCAAACAUUUCAUAAAUAAAUAGCUCUUUAUUAUAACUGUUUUAACUGGAUUACUGUAUAACCCGUGUAUCGCUUUAACAAAAUGCCAAUUGAGUUGUACUACAGCCGAUUCAGUGGGCCGUCCCGUGCCGUCCAUAUGACUGCCCGUCACCUCAACAUUGAGAUCGACAUUAAAGCCAUGGAUUUGAGUGAAGGCGAGCACUUGAAACCAGACUUCAUUCAGCUAAACCCGGCGCAUACCGUUCCCACAAUCAACGACAAUGGCUUUGUCUUAUGGGAGAGUCGGGCUAUUAUGCAGUACUUAUGCAACCGAUACGCACCGGACAGUCAGCUCUACCCCAGAGACCCCAAGAAGAGAGCACUGGUCGACCGGUGGCUUAAUUAUGACAUGAAUUUGUCCAAUACUUUGGGAGAAUUCUUCUUUACAAAAGUGUUUCUCGGAGUGGAUCCGCCUCAAGACAAAGUGGAUGCCGUCAACAAUAUCAUCAAAAUUAUCGAUACAGUUAUCGGUGACAACAAAUAUCUGACGGGGGAUGAGCUGACCAUCGCUGACCUGUCAUUACUGGCCGGCACUAUAUAUAUAGAGUGGGCUCAGUAUGAUUUGAGUGAAUACCCAAACUAUCAGAGAUGGUAUUCCUAUCUGAAGACAGAUUUGGCAUAUUUUGCUGAAAUCAAUGAGUUCUCAGAGGAGGAGAAGCACCAAAUGGUGGACAAAGUGAGGGCCAAAUUUGCCGCAAAGGCUCAACAUGUGCCCUCACGUGCGGCACAAAUGGUGGCCAGACAUCUAAAUAUUGACAUUAAUUUUAAGGAAGUGGAUUUAGCAACCAAACAACAAUUAAAUCCUGACUUUCUACAACUAAACCUUGUGCAUACCGUCCCCACAAUCAACGACAAUGGCUUUGUCUUAUGGGAGAGUCGGGCUAUUAUGCAAUACCUGUGCAAUCAAUAUGCACCGGACAGUCAGCUCUAUCCUAAGGACCCUAAGCAAAGAGCACUUGUCGAUCGAUUUUUGAAUUUCGAUAUCAGCUAUAGUUUGUCACAAAAAAGUGUCUUGGGGGUUAAAGUGUUCGCUGGAGUGGAUCCGCCCGCAGAUAAAGGGGUUAAAGUGUUCGCUGGAGUGGAUCCGCCCGCAGAUAAAGUGAUUGCUUAUGAAAACAACUUAAAACUUGUGGACACAUUGAUCGGUGACAACCCAUACGUGACGGGAGAUGUGUUGACAAUCGCUGACCUCUCACUCCUGGCUUCGGCCACUUUCAUAGAGAUGGCUGACUAUCACAUCAAUGGUUAUCCCAAUUAUAAGCGAUGUCGAUAUAGCGGACCAUCCCGUGCCGUAUUGAUGACCGCACGACAACUUAAUAUCCCCGUAAACCUCAAACCCAUUAACUUGUUUGAAGGUGAACAAAUGAAACCCGAAUUUAUCAAGGUGAACCCGGCACAUACCGUUCCCACCAUCGAUGACAAUGGAUUCUCAUUGUGGGAAAGUCGAGCCAUUAUGCAGUAUCUGUGUAACCAAUACGCACCGGACAGUCAGCUCUACCCUCGAGACCCUAAAAAGCGAGCUCUGGUCGACCGGUCCCUCAUACUAUCACAUCAAUGGUUAUCCCAAUUAUAAGCGAUGGUAU
Molecule: messenger RNA, 1695 nt
Organism: Oppiella nova
Lineage: Eukaryota; Metazoa; Arthropoda; Arachnida; Sarcoptiformes; Oppiidae
Source: the annotation of a GenBank genome assembly